Hypomesus transpacificus is the source of this 6476-nucleotide messenger RNA. It is a transcript of the gene ar, whose product is annotated as androgen receptor. The transcript has 8 exons. The coding region runs from base 596 to 3127 and encodes 843 amino acids. The record is from RefSeq and is a predicted model, not a curated record. Gene Ontology annotation, biological process: regulation of DNA-templated transcription; male gonad development. NCBI's taxonomy places the organism in Eukaryota, Metazoa, Chordata, Actinopteri, Osmeriformes, Osmeridae. Gene Ontology annotation, molecular function: DNA-binding transcription factor activity; zinc ion binding; sequence-specific DNA binding.
AGUAAACUUCGUUCCCGGAAAGUCUCGCAACAAGUCAAACAUUGAAAUCAAAAGUCUGUUUUAUAAGGCUUUGGAUGCACAUGACAGGAUGGUAGGGGUUAAGAGUUUUGGUAAUACCUUUCAGCGUAGUCAAGGCAUGGGUGAAACUGUAGCGCAACUCUAGAUUGGUCGGACCGUCCCUCACAAGUAAAUGUUAGACCACGACAGUCAACCACGGAAUCAUCUCUUCACAUGUUUACUUUUUUCAUUCGGUAGGACGAGAACGAGUUGUGCGUGUGAGGGUACAUUUUCAAAAGCCAUGUUUUUGUACUUUCUACUCGAAGACAGGCCGAAGUCUGUUCUACGCCCAACGGACUAAAACUUAAUUUUCAAAGUUUGUAUGCGUUUAAGAAAUCGUUUACCAUUAACCUGCAAUCAGCCCUAACUUGUUGUGCCAUUCUAUUUUAGUUGUAUACGGUAUAUUUGACUGAAGUUGAUUGUGUGAGAGGAUGGAAUUUUAUUUAAAUACAUAAAUUCUGUUCAAACCUUUUUAGACUUCUUUCAACAAUAUUACUGACGACUCACCACGAGCGUCGUUUCUGGAGUUGCCUAUAAUAUGGAGAUUCCCGUUCCAUUAGGAGGAGUUUGUGACUCCCCUAACAUAGUUUUUCGAGGACCUUACCAAAACGUUUUUCACAACGUGCGAGUUGCACUGCCGAAUAACGCUGUCAACGAAAGCUUGGACUACAGUAGUUCCAAGUACAGUUUCUUGCAAAAUAAGCACUCCUGGGAGAUGUGCCAAACUAAUCGACUAUCACCGCGCAAAGAAAUAUGGCCAGGGACUGCUCGUAAUUCAGAUGCCGAGGUAAGAGAGGGUGACAGUAUUGGUUUUUACAGAACACUCGAAGCACAAGCAAGUCGUAUCCAUUUUGUUAAAAGCUCCACAGCAACAAAAAACGGGUUGAAUGGAUUAGAUAUUGCAGACAACGGAUCCUAUUGCACUGUCCCGCAAGUAUUCACGGAAAAACAACGCUGUCAACCAGCUGUGCCCCGUCACGGAAAGGAGUUAAGUCCUAACGGUGACGCCUGUGCGGGGAGUACCUGCUCCAACACUGCGUGCACCACCAUCUCAGAAACGGCGAGGGAGCUGUGCAAGGCUGUCUCUGUGUCUCUUGGACUUAACAUGGACUCGAAUGAGAUGACUGAUAUGGGACAUAAUCACAGUCUCUCCAUCUCAGAUGACCAAACUCAAGGAAACUACUUGUUUGACGUUCCUUUAAUUGAUUGUCCUGGGUCUGGAAAAGCUACCUCAGAUUAUAAGUGCCCUAUUGAUCGCGGUCCCAGAUCACUACAAAGCGAUAAAGAAAUUCCGAUGUAUAAAAGUUCCACCGUCACUGAAAUUGCAGAGAGCUCCGCGGCUCUCCAGCAUGUCGGUUCCGCACACCAAUCUAUGGACGGGCAGGAGUUUGGACUGAGUAUAAAUGAUGGUGACUUAACUUCAAAAGAAACAUCUAUGAAUAGAGAGGACGCGCCUUCUGUCUCUUGUCCCUUUGAUCAACUUUUUUACGCUAACUCGCCACAAUUCACUCAAAAUGACCCAGACAGCAGCUCGUCUCAUGUCUUCUACAAACCCCUUGCUCAAUUCGGUGAAACCGGAGAGACUAUGGAGGAUAAAUAUGUAGACUAUCUCCAUCAGCAGCACAGUGUUAAGGUUAAAUCUGAGGCCAUCAAUAAUGAAUCAUCAGGAACACCAUGGGGCCUGCAUUAUAGGUACAAUGAAAACGUACAUUAUGGACCCCCCAGACAGAACAUGAAUACAUGUAAUGCGGCACCAGAAGCAACGUUCAUAUGCAACCCGUAUGAAUACGACAAAGGGGGUCUCGUGCACCGCGAACGGACAAAUCUCGAGGCGUGGUACCCCGGCGGGAUUCUGGGACGGGUGACCUACCCCAACUCCAACUGCAUCAAGAAUGAAGUUGGUGACUGGCUGGAUGUAGCUUACAGUGACCCUAGGUUUGAAAGUGGCAGGGAGCACAUGUUCCCUAUGGAAUUCUUCUUCCCACCACAAAGAACCUGCUUGAUCUGUGCCGACGAAGCUUCUGGCUGCCACUACGGCGCUCUCACCUGCGGCAGCUGCAAAGUGUUCUUUAAGAGGGCUGCAGAAGGGAAACAGAAAUAUCUAUGUGCGAGCCGAAAUGACUGCACCAUCGACAAGCUCAGAAGGAAAAACUGCCCUUCGUGUCGCCUGAAGAAAUGUUUUGAGGCUGGUAUGACUCUGGGAGCUCGUAAACUCAAGAAGAUCGGACAGCUGAAGACUCAGGAAGAUGAUCAUCCCAGCCAGGGUCAUUGUGAGGCUGUCCAGGUCCUCUCCCCCAGGCCCAGCCUGAGCUUCCACUCCCAGCUGGUGUUCCUCAACAUCCUAGAGUCUAUCGAGCCCGAGGUGGUGAACGCCGGUCACGACCACGGGCAGCCAGACUCUGCCGCCAACCUGCUCACCAGUCUCAACGAGCUCGGGGAGAGACAGCUGGUCAAGGUGGUGAAGUGGGCGAAAGGCCUGCCAGGGUUUCGAAAUCUGCAUGUGGAUGAUCAGAUGACAGUCAUUCAGCACUCCUGGAUGGGGGUGAUGGUGUUUGCCUUGGGAUGGAGGUCCUACAAGAAUGUCAACGGCAGAAUGCUCUACUUUGCUCCUGAUCUCGUGUUCAAUGACCAUCGGAUGCAUAUUUCCUCCAUGUACGAGCACUGUCUCCGGAUGAGACACCUGUCCCAGGAGUUUGUGAUGCUCCAGGUCACACAGGAGGAGUUUCUCUGCAUGAAGGCCCUGCUUCUCUUCAGCAUCAUUCCAGUAGAAGGUCUUAAGAGUCAGAAGUACUUUGAUGAGUUGCGUUCUACCUACAUCAAUGAACUGGAUCGUCUCAUCAGCUAUGGGAGGAAGCCAAACUGCUCACAAAGGUUCUACCAACUCACCCGCCUCCUGGAUUCUCUCCAGCCGACCGUAAGGAAACUCCAACAGUUUACGUUUGACCUCUUUGUCCAGGCUCAGUCCUUGCCUACUAAGGUCAGCUUCCCUGAGAUGAUUGCUGAGAUCAUUUCAGUACAUGUGCCAAAGAUCCUGGCAGGUUUAGCUAAACCGAUUCUGUUCCACAAGUAGUGGGAUUGAUUAUCAUCUGAAGAAAAGAGCGGAUCUGAUCCUGCCUCGAAAAGCCAAGGUUCUGUAUUGCUUCCCUGCAAUUCUGUUUCUUUUUCUCCAACUUACCUGAUAGCUCAGUGUACCCUUUUAUAAUCAUUACAUCACCAGUAGCAGUAGUGUUCUUGCUUAUCUGACAUAAUUGAGAUCAUUUUCUCAAUUUGACAGCCAGGUUUUGGCAUUUAUCUCAAGAGUUGCAAAGUGUCACCUUGUUGACAGCCCUAUCUCAUAUUUCUGGGGAAGGAAAAUCACAUAGUACUUCUAGGGUUCUAUCCGAAGUGAGAUGAAAACACCAUCCAUUACUGAUCGAUUAACUCAUCUAUGCACAAAUUGGAACAUGUAAGAUCUUGAUAUGUACAUUUUGAAUUGUUUAUCUAAAGUUAUGCAGAUAAUUCCUGAAUACUUCUUCAUAUACAUACACAGUAGUUUAACUGUAUUUAGUAACUGUUCCAUUCAUGUAUUAGACUAUGUACCCACAGUACAGUUAUCACACAUACAAUACAAAAUACAUCAAAAUAGUAGUUGCACCUACAGCUUUCUGGUAUACAGUUUAGAUCAGAUACAUAUAUACGCACAGCUUUUCUAAUGAUGCUGUCAUGCUUUUAUCUAGUUUUAAUUUGUAAAUGAAUGUGCUUUUUUUACCAGUUCUGUGGAUCUCUGUUUAGAAUCUAAAGAUCAAACUCAAAGUGCAACUUGUUUAAAUAUUGUUUGACUAAUAAUUGGGAAAAUUGAUGGUCAAACCAAACAUACAUAAAUUGUUUCACCAGUUUCAAUGUUUAAAACAUGCUGGUUUUGCUUGCCCUUACCAACCCAUCUCUGUAUUUGAACACAAGUUAUUAGUGGCAUCUGAACAAAGAUGAACUGGUCAUCUUUAAUCAGUGCUUGUUAAAAUGGAAUUAAAUGAAUUUAAUCUAAACAUGACAUGACCUGGCAUAUUAGUAGCAGUUGAAAUGGUAUAAACAUUGCAGUCAAAAAAGCGAUUUUUAUGACCUUGACAUUUGCGAUAACUAAAGUGUUAUUUGGGAUUCACAGAAACAUUAUACUUUCUUUAAUCCAGUUACAAUAUGCUGUUAAUGUGAAUAUAGCAACAAUAUUUUAAGACAAUCUUGCUCACUGUACCAAGGACCGUGAUUUGUGUUUGUGAUAUUGCAAUACCUGUGAGCUUUACUAACUGCAUGCAGAUUCCAUGUGGCCCUUUGUAAUUUUCUAAAACAUAAAAGUGUACUUUAUAUCUUGCAAGUAGUCCCUAUAGUACAACUAUGAUUGUUACUGUUUUCAAUAAUCUCGUCUAACUGCAUGUUUAAAUUGUAUUAGUGUAGAUUCAGUAAAGAAGUCAAAUAGAAGUAAAAUAGUAUUGUGCUUGACCAUGAUCAUUUGAAACAUAUACCAUUUUGUCCACAAGAAGAUUGCUUUAUGUUACUUUAGGGUGAUCAAAACUACAAUAAGUUCCAAAAUAUGACUAUUCAUUUGCCCUAGCUAAUCACUGAGUCACAUGGACCUUCUGACACUGCAUUCUUACGCCAAAAAUGUUUUCAUACACAAUGCGAAACACCAAUCAAGUGAAACAUUUAAUUACAAGUAAGGUAGUUUCUAUGUGGCAUUUUAAUAUGGCACUUAACAAGAGUCUUCUUCUGUUAGCUGUGGCAUAAAUUGCUCUACUGAAUUAAAUCGUAUCGUAUUUUAGGUGUAACAUCUGUAAAUGUUCUGUGUAAAACCUGUAAAUGUGUUAAAUGUCUUAAACUUGCUGAAACUUUCAUGCUGCUUACACAAAAAUAAAAAUAAACAAAUACACUUGGAAUAAAAAAUGUAUGACCUUGACACUUGAUUAAAGUAUAGUAGUUCAAUAACAAAUAAAUCAGCAAUUCAAAAUUGAAUUAGCAUUCAAAUUCGCUUUGUAUUUGACAGUCACAAGCACUAAGCAAUAACUUGCAGUUGUUCAUCCAUUUACAAUAAGACUGGUUAUUAAAACAUGCAUAAACUGUGAGAAGGUAACCAAGUAUGUAAUAUCAACAUGGUUUUGACAGACACAACCCACUGAAAUCUUAAAAUAUGAAAGUGUGUUUGACCAAUCUUGUUGUAAAAGCAACAACAUACAUAUUUUACAACUACUAUUAUUAUUCUCAUGACUAAACAACGUAUGUCUGUGAUUAUUUGCAGGCAAUAAACCCCUGAGCUUUACUACUCAAAACUGCUGGGCAUAUAAGAUAAACCAAAGGUAAUUGUAAACAAAAUUAAAAAAAAUAAAAGAUGUAGCAUUUGUUCAUGUAAUGUAUAGAAUCUUUGCCAAGAGAUACUGGAGUCUUAAUUGGUCUGCAGUUAUAGUCCAUUCAAUUGGGCCAGAUUACACAUUUCACUAAUACAGUUAACCUUUGUGGUUAUACAUUAAGAAAUAUAGCAAGGAAGGAAGGAAGGGACAAUUAAUUCGCUCAAUAGCUUGCACCCUAACUGUUUUGCAAACAGUCAACACUGCAUCCACAUUGUGUAAUAUGCACUGCAUGAGCAAAUUCAAUUAUAAACGUUUAUGAUACAAUUACACUGUAGUACAAAAAGAUCACAGUAGUAUCUUUGCUUUCUUUACCAUUAUCAACAGAUUCCCCAAAAUGGUGCUUCCAGUUAAAAAGGAUCAUAAUCAUGUUAUACAUCGCAGUUCUAAUGGUUUUCAUAAAAAAACUUAGUUUGAUAAUUUCUUGCUUCACUGGUUUACUUUGAACAGGAUUUUGUUCUGCAAUAAGCUAUUCCUCAUUAUUUACAUUGAAUUAUAGUCAACGUGUACCUUGUUAACUUGUUUCAAAAUGUACUGACAAUCUUUCUAAAUUAAAAUGUUGAUGCUACAUGCUAUGUUGAUAUACAAUUAGGUUAUAUAUUAAGGUCCAAUUUGAACUAACUGUAUUUAUAAAUGUUAUUAACUUGGCUAUGUUUAAAUGGUACAGUGACUUGUGAAUUGUACUGAUGAUACACAUCUUAAUCUGUAUUUUUAAGCAGAUUUUUUAUUUUAUUUUUCAACAUCAGCUUCAGACAUUUUCUUAAUGACUUUGACUAUCUUUUUAGUUAGAGUCAUGUGUUUAUGAGUUUAGUAUUAGUGGAAGUGCAAAGUUGCAUCACUUUUAAGUAAAUGUAGUCAAAUAUGACCAUGCAGUUUUUAAAAGUGUUGUGACACCUGUAAAAUGAGUCAGACUUAAUUUCAUAAGUCAUUAUCUGUAAAUUGAUGACCAGUUUUUUAAACAAUUGGUAUGAUGUGUUUCUGGUCAGGGUUUGUGUAAACUGGGGGUUUGUUUGUGCUACUUUGCAUAUUAUUAAAAACGACAAAAACAUG